Molecule: messenger RNA, 912 nt
Organism: Apodemus sylvaticus (European woodmouse)
Lineage: Eukaryota; Metazoa; Chordata; Mammalia; Rodentia; Muridae
Product: putative vomeronasal receptor-like protein 4
Exons: 1
Coding region: 1-912 (303 amino acids)
Biological process (GO): G protein-coupled receptor signaling pathway
Cellular component (GO): membrane
Molecular function (GO): pheromone receptor activity
Source: RefSeq, a predicted model, not a curated record
AUGUUUUCACUCAAGAAUGUCCUUUAUUUCCAAGCUGGACUUGGAGUCCUAGCCAAUAUGUUUCUUCUUUGUUUCUAUAUUUUCAUCAUUCUAGGUCACAGACCUAAGCCUAUAGAUGUGAUCACAUGUCAACUGACCUUCAUUCACAUUAUGAUGUUCCUCACUGCAGGGGAUAUUGGGCUUAAAGACUUAUUUGAGACACUGAACAUUGAGAAUGAUUUCAAAUGUAAGGCAACUUUUUACAUAAGCAGGCUAAUGAGAGGCCUCUCUAUCUGCAUCACCUGCCUCCUGAGUGUGGUCCAGGCUGUUACUAUCAGUCCCAGUACCUCACCAUUGGCAAAAUUUAAACAAAAACUAAACAGAUACAUGAUGUAUACUUUCUUAUGUGUGUGGUCUUCCAAUAUAUCCUUUAGUAGUUACCAGAUCUUCUAUGUUGGUGGUUAUACCAACAUGAGUGAGACCAGCCAGAUGAAAGUUAGUCAAUCUUGCUUACUCUUACACAUGAACUACAUCAUCAGAGGAGUGAUUUUAACAGUGAUAACAUCCAGAGAUGUGUUUUUGGUAGGAGUCAUGCUGACCACAAGCACAUACAUGGUGAUUAUCUUGUUCAGACAUCAGAGGCAAUGCAAGCAUCUUCAUAUCAUUAGCCAGCUCAGAGCAUCUCCUGAGAAAAGGGCCACCAAGAUUAUCUUGCUGCUGGUGGUUUUCUUUGUGGUCAUGUAUUGGGUAGACUUUAGCAUCUCAACAACUUCUUUCCUGCUAUGGAGGUAUGACCCAGUCAUCCUGACUGUUCAGAAGUUUGUGAUGAAUGCCUAUCCCACAAUUACUCCAUUGGUACAAAUCAGCAUUGAUAAGAGAAUAAUCAUUAUGAUGAAAAAUUUGCAGUCAAAAUGCCACCAUAUAUGUUUUUAA